UUCACCCCACACCAUAACAUAUCAUUUUUUCCCUGGUUUCGUCAUGCCCCGGGGCCUAUGAUUGCUUAAUCCGGCCCGACUCCACUGUUUCAUCAAUUGCAAAAGCAUGCAGCAGUUGUAGGCUGAAAGGAGUGAUAGUGCACUGGGCACAGAUGUCAGUUCAACAUCUACUUUUGAUUUACAUUUGGUUGAUUGGUCAACAGGUGAAUUCAGUGUGAAAUCAACCAAAAAUGUCACCAUGUCAUUGGAUUUAGGUUAAAAGUAGGGUGGAAAAAGGAAAUUCCUUUCCAUUGAAUACUUUUUGCACAUCCAAUGAGUUCUACACGUUGAUUCAACAUCAUCACAUUUAUUUUUUGAUUGAAAUGAUGUGGAAACAACGUUGAUUCAAACAGUUUUUGCCCAAUGGGAGGCUACAGUUCAGUGAGGAUAGGCUACUAGACCUCUUUGGGAUGCAUCUAGUCAGAGACCUCACCGCUCGUCCUUUGGAAACAUCGCUUUGGGGCCGUUGUCAUGGAAAUCAAAGGACAUGUAGAUGGAUUUGACAAAGAAGGGGGCUUCAAAUGAACAAAAGCCAGUAUGAUAAAGAGUACUACUUCCAAAGGCGUCAGAAACAUUAAAUGCGAAUGUACCUUGUAUAUCCCUCAAAUGAAGACCGCGCUUCUCUUGGCACACCGAUAACCUAAUCUCCACAAAGUGCAUUUUGUAAUAUGGUUGCUUUCUGUGAAGAACAUCAUUUUAAACCGAAUCAGACACACAUGCAACACAGUUUUGCGGCUUGAGAUACGCAGGCCUGAGUGACACGGAAAGUGCGCAUCAGAGUGGAACACCAUCCUUUGCGCUUGGGAGUAGGCUACCAAGAUGGUCAACAAGGGGAAUAAACUUCAGAGCCUGUCAAAAGGGUUUGUUCUGCUCAGCAUAAUGACACUCAAGACCAAUGCCAUCGACACGGUCAACGUGGUGGACUUCUGUGGCCAGAACAUCCAGGGCAACGGGAUGAUUGUCAACUCACACCAGGAGUCCAAGAAGUACUACUUUGUCACCAUGGGAACAGACUGCCACUUCACUAUGCAGGCGGCCUCCCCCAAGGACAAGGUACAGUUCCACUUCCGCUUCUUCCUGGUCUACAGCCUGCUUCGUUUAGCACCCCAAAGUCCCACCCCCCUCUUCCCUGAGUCCCCCGGGGACCUCCGAUUGGAGCCUUCGAAUCCAGUGGUGGAGCCAAGGGACCCGUGUCAUGCGGGGUCAUACAUUCAGUUCUAUGAUGGGCGGGACAAGAACUCGCCUCCAAUUGGGCCACCGCUGUGUGGGAAGAGCCCUCCCCGUCCGGUGCUGUCCACAGGGAAUCACCUGACCCUGCGUCUGGUAACCCGCGGUACCCAGCCAAGAGUGGACUUUGUGGGGGACUUUACCUCCUUCAGACUGGGUUUUAACCAAUCCACGUGCAGCGGCGAACCUUAUUUCCCGUGUCGCAAUGGGAAGUGUAUCCCCAUGAGUCUGGUGUGUGACGACAAGGGCAUUGAUAACUGUGGGGACGGGAGCGACCUGGAGGAUCACCUGCCCUCAGGGUGCAAAGGUCACUUAGCAGGUCAGCUGGCUCCAGCCCAAGCUACUUCCCCAGCAGUGACCCCAACCCCUCCUGUCUUAAACCCGACAGCUUUUCCCAUGUCCACCUAUAGGAACUGUGGCACUCCGGACGGCGUACCCAAUCACGACUCAGUGACAGACUCUCCACCCUAUCUGUCUCUGCUGUCGCUCUUCAUCACCCUGGGUGUGAUAGCUGGUUUGGUCCUGCUGUGUUGGUGCUGCUGGUCUCCAGGCUGGUUCCUUUGCAGGAUCAUUGUCUGCCGCUUCCUACCCUGCUGUAACUCAGCCUGCGCCUCCUGCAAGCUCUGUGCCCGAAGCUGUUCCCAGAACAAGGAGCAUCGACUGGCUAAGGUUUCACCACAAGGACAGGUCACAAUCAACGAUGCCGCCUUGGCCCCCCUCACCACAGCCACGGCUAGCACAACUACUGUCACUGUGUAGGGAGUCGCUAUAUAGCGUAGGACUAUUAUCGCUGUGUAGGGUAACCACCAUGAUGGCUAACAGUGAGACAGAUGGACUCAUGGAUAUGAUGACCCAGAUUUCAUGUUCUAGACUGAUGGACUGAGAUGAGACAUAUCUUUUUGCUAGUUUACAAGAAUGUCAUGGAAGAAGGGGUACUGCAGGGUGUACAUUUGCAUUUUCAGUGGAAAUGAGACAUUGUCAUUAUCUUCUCCCCACAUUUGGACAGUUCUUAAAAUGGGGGAGGCUUUACUUUUGAAUGUUUCACUCACUGUAUGAUCCUUUUUUGUUGUUGCUUUAAAAAAUAAAUGACUGGCGCUAAAUCCGCUACACUCAAA
Oncorhynchus keta (chum salmon) is the source of this 2381-nucleotide messenger RNA. Its product is annotated as low-density lipoprotein receptor class A domain-containing protein 2-like. Gene Ontology annotation, molecular function: protein binding. Bases 859 to 2025 code for a protein of 388 amino acids. The record is from RefSeq and is a predicted model, not a curated record. The transcript is spliced from 6 exons. Lineage: Eukaryota; Metazoa; Chordata; Actinopteri; Salmoniformes; Salmonidae.